UGAAGUCACCCAGCCAGUUCUGCUCAGACAGCCGAGGAGAGAGGAGAGAGGAGGAGCCCGCAGGCCGACAUAAAGAGAACUGACAGAGAGAGAAGAGAGAGGGGAACCUGAGAUAAGUCAUGGCAGAUCCAGCACCUAAAGAGUCCGCUCAGGUCUCCAAACAGAAUCUGUGCUCGGUGUGUUCAGGGGCUCUGAGUGGAGACAAACCUGCAGCCUGCGCUCACUCCGUCUGCGCCUCCUGCCUUGGGGACAAAAGUAAAGGAUGUCCUGAGUGUCUGAAGAGCCCUGUCAAGUCUGAACCUGAAGCUCCCAAACAGAACGGCAUCCAGAGCAAAGAGGAGCACGACUCCAAGACCUCAGAGGAGACCAAAAUCCAGGAGGACCUGAAGGAGUCUGAGGACCCCAAGAAGCCUGAACAGGAGGAGGAGAAGAAAGAGGAGAAAGAGGAAGCAAAGGAGGAGGUGAAGGAGGAGGUGAACGAAGAGGAGGUGAAAGAAGAGGAGGUGAAGGAGGAGCCGCUGGGCCCCGAUGACGUGGUGUGCGACUCGUGCAUCGAGAGCCCCCGCCGGGCCCUCAAGUCCUGCCUCACCUGCCUGGUGUCGUACUGCGAGGCCCACCUCCGGCCUCACCUGGAGAACACCAAGUUUCAGAACCACCGGCUGGUGGAGCCGCUCCGGGACAUCGAGAGGAGGACGUGCGAGAGCCACAAUUGGCCCCUGGAGCUCUUCUGUUGCGCCGACUCGUGCUGCGUGUGUCAGGACUGUGUGAGCGAGGAGCACCAGGGCCACAACACGGUGACCGUGGUGGAGGCUCGCCAACGCAUAGAGAAAGAACUCAAAGAGAAGCAGACGGAGAUGGUGAAGACGGUGACAGCAGCAGAGAACGCCAUCAACAGACUGCAACUGAACACCGUCUCUAUUGAGAAUUCAGUGACCGAGGUUCGAGCUGUGAUCGAGAGCCAGUUCGAGGAGCUGCAGGCGGUGAUGGAGAGGGCGAAACGGGAGGUGACGGAGAUCCUGGAGGGCGAGGAGAAGCAGGCGCUGAGUCAAGCCGAGGGCAUCAAGGUCCACCUGGAGCAGAGGUGCACGGAGCUGAAGAAGACGCAGGCGCAGGUGGAGAAGCUCUCCAAGAACAAGAACGACGUGGACUUCUUACAGGAGUACUCAGAGUGGAAGAAAGAAAGCACUGAUAUUUCUCUGCCCGGCGUCUACAUCGGCCUGAUGGACCGCCUCACUUCCUUCAGCCGCGUGAUCGUCGACUCCACGCAGGAGAUGUGUGCGAUGCUCGUGUCGUCGUACAUCGAGAAAUUUAAAGAGACGUGCAAGAACGAGGGGAUAAAAACAACAGUUCAUGCGAUCGUCUCGGCAAAGCAGAACAGGAGCAUACCAGAUCCAAAGAAGCACGAGGACUUCCUCAAGUACGCCGAAAACGUGACUUUCGACGCUGACACGGCGCACAAGUUCCUGCGGCUGACAGAAGAGAACAGGAAGGUGACUAACACCACGCCCUGGCAGCAUCCGUAUCCCGACGUCCCCGAGCGCUUUGAGAACUGGCGCCAGGUUCUGGCCACGGAGAGCUUCUACCUGGGCCGCCACUACUUCGAGGCGGACAUCAGCGGCGAGGGCACGCACAUCGGCCUGACCUACAAGAGCAUCGACCGCAAGGGGAGCGAGAGCAACAGCUGCAUCACGCGGAACAACUUCUCCUGGUGUCUGCAGUGGAACGGGCGCACCUUCUCCGCCUGGCACAGCGACGUGGAAACCCCCCUGAGCGUGGAGAAGGUCACCCGGAUCGGGGUCUACCUGGACUACGCCAGGGGCCUGCUCGCCUUCUACGGCGUGCAGGACACCAUGACGCUCAUCCACGAGUACAAGGCGGAGUUCCUGGAGCCGCUUUACCCGGCCUUCUGGUUGUCUAAGAAGGAGAACAUCGUGGCCUUAGUGGCGCCGGGGGAGCCAUUACGGCUCAAGAGCCCCUCCCCCCCCACCUCACCUUUAGAAAGAGCCGUUGAUUUAAAAACCGCAGCGGAGAAAUGAUCAGCAGUCUGUUAGUCCGGGAUCACUUAAGUGACAAUAUGAGACGACUGAUCUGAAACGUUAAGGGGUCAAAUAUUGAGGUCACACUAAAGCAGUUUACCUGUCGGGUAGGGAUGUAAUAAAACAUGGUGGAUGUUCAUCUCUUGUUUUUUUUGUACGUCUGGGACAACUGUUACUCUUCAUCACACUGUGAAUUCAGAGAUGUUCUUCAUGUUCUGUUUGCAAAUAAAAACCUUUUAUCCUCGGU
Labrus mixtus (cuckoo wrasse) is the source of this 2283-nucleotide messenger RNA. It is a transcript of the gene trim16, whose product is annotated as tripartite motif containing 16. Lineage: Eukaryota; Metazoa; Chordata; Actinopteri; Labriformes; Labridae. Gene Ontology annotation, molecular function: zinc ion binding; protein binding. The transcript is spliced from 6 exons. Bases 120 to 2036 code for a protein of 638 amino acids. The record is from RefSeq and is a predicted model, not a curated record.